Messenger RNA from Cottoperca gobio, 2176 nucleotides. It is a transcript of the gene chrdl2, whose product is annotated as chordin-like 2. Lineage: Eukaryota; Metazoa; Chordata; Actinopteri; Perciformes; Bovichtidae. The transcript is spliced from 11 exons. The record is from RefSeq and is a predicted model, not a curated record. Gene Ontology annotation, biological process: negative regulation of BMP signaling pathway; cell differentiation. Bases 34 to 1368 code for a protein of 444 amino acids. Gene Ontology annotation, molecular function: BMP binding.
CGCGCUGAAGGCUCAGUCACGCACAUGUGAAAAAUGAAGUCCUCGUUUUUCUUCUUUUUCAUCCUCUGGUUUGCAGAUGCAGAGUUAAAACCCCGGACAGGUUCCCGGGUGGUAUGUACUUUCAAAGACAAGACAUACAGCCCAGGAGACAGCUGGCAUCCCUAUCUGGAGCCCUUUGGAUUCAUGUUCUGCAUGCGUUGUGUCUGCACAGAGACCGGCCAUGUGAAAUGUAACACAAUCAAGUGUCCUGCUCUGCCAUGUGAAAACCCAGUAGCUGAGCCUCAGCAGUGUUGUCCAAGAUGCACAGAUGCGCCCAGGAUCCCCGCAGGGUUGAGAGCUUCAGUGAAAUCCUGCAGGUAUAAUGGAAGUACUUAUCAGCCAGGGGAGACCUUCACAAAGCUCGACCUCUUCCCAUCCAAGCAAAGCAACCAGUGUGUUGUGUGCACGUGCUCUAAUGGAAACAUCUUCUGUGGUCUGAAAACAUGCCAACCAAUCACCUGUUCGUCCCCAGUUUCAGUCCCAGAUACCUGCUGUUUGGUGUGUAAAGAUCACGGCACAAGUGGGUCCUCAUCAGCUGAGGAUGGAAGCCAGCAACUGAACAGAGGCGUUAGGCAUUCAUUCGACCAGUGCUCUGGAGAGCAGAGCAGGGUGCGGUUCGACCGUGCCACUCCACCCAGGGUCAGAACUGCUCCUCGAGGCCUGAGCCUCAGUAAACUGAACCUCAGAGGAGCUUCAGAGACCACCGUGAAGAUUUUGUUGCAGAGGAAACACCAAAGAGCGUGUUUCUACAAUGGCAAGACGUACUCUCAUGGAGACAUGUGGCACCCAGUUUUGGGAAAGGUCCUGGAAUGCAUCUUGUGCACUUGUACUGAUGGCCUCCAGGACUGCAAACGCAUCACGUGUCCCAGCCAGUACCCAUGCCAACAUCCUAUGAAAUCAGCGGGAAAGUGCUGCAAGACUUGUCCAGAAAGUAAAGCUGAACGUAACCAGACCCAGUGUUAUCUCGGAUAUAAAAAUAACCUCUUGGUGUAUAAAGUAGACUCAUCUUUGAAAGUUGACCCUCCCAACACGGUUAGGAUUAUUGCUGUUGAAAGACAAAGCACUGCUGAGGUUGAAGUGCAAGUUUGGAAGACUGUUGAAGGUGUUUUACAAUUAAUGGAAAUUGGUGACGUUCAAAGAAAAGAUAUUGUGGAUCAUCCAGAAAACUUCACUUUACUUACGACACUUGAUGAAGAUACGUGGAGAAAGUUUAAAGCCGAGGGAGAAAAUCUGAAUACAACUCCUCAGACCACAAUUUGUGAAGACGGCAUUCGGGAGAUGGUGACUUUCCUAAAUCCCAAGCAGGUAGAAGACCCGUGUUCACCCUGAAGGUUUUUCCUCCUUUAACACUCUUUAUAUCGAUAUUCCCAAUAACUGCAUGGUUAUAAUACAGUACCUACUUUAUUCAUACAUGUUGCACUUGGAUGUCCUGCAUCAUUCCUGUAAUACAAGUGGCAUUUCUCAUUUAUAAUGUUUAUUGAUUGAUACAUUGUUGUCCAUCAAGUUUUAAUCAUCACAUAUUUUAUAUGUAACAUAUUAGGUUACAAAACACAGACUAUAGCAGUGUUUGAUAACUGUCAUAGUCAUACACAUUAUGAGAUUGAGUGGAUUUACAUCAGAGACAGUGAGCAUCUAUUGAACUCAAACAAACCCUUUGCUUUAACCAUAUGAAAAUAAUCCGUAUUGUAGAAUAUGUUAUGCAAGGGGCCACUUUCUGUUCUGAAUGUAAAGGGUUUUUUAAGGAUGUUAUAUGAUCAUCAACAUAUUUAUUGUAAAUACAAACUGAGGUUUUGUCGCUUAUUUAAAGCGCAUUGGUUCUUGUAUGAUUUCUCUGUAUAUACAGUUGACUGUCUGAAUGUUUAGUAGCACGUGGUGUUGGGGUUCGUUCUGCCAGUGGAUACACCGCUGCGUCACAACUGUGUAUUUGUUAGUGAGAAAACAGCCUUUUCGAAUUCGGACGGAUGUCAACAUAUAGACUUUUUUUUAAUGCAGCCACAGGAUUCGGUUUGAUAUCAUAGCCUAAUGGCAUUCUACAACUCCACACACCAGGAAUAUUUGUAUUUUAAAGUGGUCAUAGUUGAUGUAGCUGAAUGCUCUCUGUACAUCUGCUCACAUCCCAUAAAGCUUUCUCAUUGUU